GGAGGGGAAGACCUGGCAGAAGCCACAAACCCCAGCAGCCUCAGCACCAAGCUGAGUUUCUGGAAAAGGCUUUCGGAUUCUAUGAACUUUCUUCCGCGCACCCUCCCUCUCAUUCUCCGUUUGGGUAAAAGAAGGGGGCAGCACAGGGACCACAGGACGGGAAACCACCGAGGAUGCUGCCCCAGGAUCCAGGAGCCAUGGAGGAGGAGAGGCCGGGGGAGGGGACCAGCCGGGGAGGCAAUCUGUUCUCCUGAAGCAGACGCGGGGAUUCCAGCGUGAGGGAGGGAGCCCCGUGUCUGCUGCAGAUUGAUGGCUGUGUCCUUGGAACAUAAGGGAACCCUGCCUCCGCCUGCUGAACACAAAGCCAGCUGAGAUGCGCUGGCUUGGGCAGUCGCCAAAGCUUCUAGCUGACCCCCGUCCUGCACCUCCAGGACACAUGACUUUCCAACCUCAGCGGCCCAGACAGUGGGUGUCACUUGGGGUCCUCCCCUCCCUGGGGAUUUCAAUAGACACUGAGGUACAGAGAGAAACCAUCAGCAGUCCUGGAUGAGAGGGACACAAAAGAUCUACAGGGAUUCCAAGACCUGCAGGCAGCCGCUCCAGCCCCAUCCUCAUCGCCUUCCUGUCUCAAGUUGUGAUCAUCUUUGCAGACCCUAGGGGACCUUAACUCAGUUGAUUGCCACCCAGGCUCCAAAGGGGACUUCCUAUGGCUCUCACCUAGGGAGGCUUGUGGCCUUAGAGGCUCCAAGGAGAGGCUUGAGCCAUGACACCACCUGCUCAGAAGCCCCACCCUCCAGGACUCUGUCCCCUGAUGUAGCUGCGUUCCUGUGCCACUGACUCUUCAUUCCAUGGACACAGCCCCUGUCCCAAUGGGCUCGCUUCAGCACUGCUGUUGCCAGCUGCCUAAGAUGGGUGACACCUGGUCCCAGCUGCCCUGGCCAGGGCCCCCCCACCCAGCCGUGCUGCUGGUCUCUCUCCUCUUAACAGCCGGGGUGAUGCACUCGGACGCCGGCACCAGCUGCCCAGUCCUUUGCACGUGCCGUAACCAGGUGGUGGACUGCAGCAGCCAACGGCUCUUCUCCGUGCCCCCUGACUUGCCAAUGGACACUCUCAACCUCAGCCUGGCCCACAACCGCAUCGCUGCGGUGCCGCCGGGCUACCUCACAUGCUACAUGGAGCUCCGAGUGCUGGAUUUGCGCAACAACUCCUUGGUGGAGCUGCCCCCCGGCCUCUUUCUCCAUGCCAAGCGCCUGGCACACUUGGAUCUGAGCUACAACAACCUCAGCCAUGUGCCAGCCGCCAUGUUCCAGGACGCCCACGGCCUGGUGCACAUCGACCUGAGCCACAACCCGUGGCUACGCAGGGUGCACCCGCAGGCCUUCCAGGGGCUGGUGCAGCUCCGAGACCUGGACCUCAGCUACGGGGGCCUGGCCUUCCUCAGCCUCGAGGCCCUCGAGGGCUUGCCGGGGCUGGUGACGCUGCAGAUCGGUGGCAACCCCUGGGUGUGCGGCUGCACCAUGGAGCCCCUGCUGAAGUGGCUGCGGAACCGGAUCCAGCGCUGUACAGCUGAUUCUCAGCUGGCUGAGUGCCGGGGGCCCCCUGAGGUCGAGGGCGCCCCACUCUUCUCCCUCACUGAGGAGAGCUUCAAAGCCUGCCAUCUGACCCUGACCCUGGAUGAUUACCUCUUCAUCGCGUUUGUGGGUUUCGUGGUUUCCAUCGCAUCUGUGGCAACCAACUUCCUCCUGGGCAUCACAGCCAACUGCUGCCACCGUUGGAGCAAGGCCAGCGAAGAGGAAGAGAUUUGACAUGGGAGGGAAGAGUCCCUCCAUGCUGCCAACCGCCACUGCCAUUGACCACCAGAUACCCUUCCUGGCUGCCCACUCUGGUCCCAUGGUGCCCUGGUCACCUGUCAUGGUUCAAGCAAGGUCAGGAGAGUACUUUUGAGUGAGCUUCUUCAGCGAGCCAGGCACUGUGCUAGGAACUGGCAAUGUUAGAUGAAUCCACCUAGUCCCUGCCCCUCAAAGCACUUGCCCCUGACAGAGGAGAGAGAUUCAGAAACUCUUCCCUUUCAGACAAUUUGUCUGCACUCUGAGCACAGAGCUAUGGAAGCCCAAAGGAGGGGUCAUCAACUGUGCCUCAAAAACUCCAAGAGAAUUACAACAGUGGAGGUGACUCGUGAGCUGAGUCAUCAAAAACAGUCCGCUUUGUGAAGCAAACAGAGAAAGACAGACACACACAAAUGACAGAGGCCAGGAUAUGCAUGGACUGUUGAGAACCUGGAACAAUCCCUGUGACUUUAGUCUACAGAGGGAAGUGGCUCAGGACCGGAACUUUCCCUCUGACACCCAAUCUGUCAGUGCUUGGGGCUGCCCACCGUUGCCUCCAGAGGGUGAGAAGACCUCCAUGUCAGCCCCCUUGGCUUCCUCCUACCAGCAGCUACCAGUGACUGCCCCCCACACUACGUUGCCAGCUGUAGCCUGCUGGGGAGGUCCCAGGUCGCACCUUCGCAGCCCUUUCUCCAUCCCUGUCUCCUGCUUCUCACUCUAGCUUUGGCCUCAGCAGAAGACCCAGCAAUGGGGCAACAAAGUCCUGGCACCCUGGGACUCCUACUCUCGUGACUGUUCUUGCCACGGUGCUCACCCCAAGGGACCUCACCGGGAAAGUCUACUGUGGGCUGCAGCCCUGUAGCAUGAGGGUACAGGACUGAAGGGGAGAUAGAUGGCCAUCACUGUGGUAAUAACAGGACAAUUUGCUCUUUCUUCUAAGCAACGCACUCAUUUAAGCAUAAGGGUGAGAGAGCUGUUAAUCACCAAGCACUCGCCCGCCCGUGUCAGGCACUGUGAUAAGCUCUUCUCCAUAGGCAAUUCCCUUUGACACACAGCAGUCUUUUGAGGUGAGCCUUGUCAUUCCAGUUUUACAGAUGGGCAAGUAAGGCUCAGAGAGGUUAAGGUCAUAUGAUACUUAUGAGCAAAAUAAUCUGUGUUUUUGGACUACCCCAUCCAAGUUGGGGGACAUCAGAAUUCCCUCCAACGCUAUAUAAAUUUCAAGUCAAGUAGUGCUGAUGAUGUUCCUAUUAAGAGCCAGGCACUUUACACCUAUGGACUCAUUUACUUCCAUUGUUACAGCAACACUGCCUGAUGGUUAUUAUUCCCAUUUUACAGAUGAAUUAAUUGUAGAGAGCUGAGAGUUUUACCCAAGGUUAUCUGGAUACACUGUAGAAGGAAGGUAAUAGGUGGCUCCAUUCAGGGAAAUUGUGUACACUCAGUCAGUCAAAAGUCAAGUAACUUCAUGUGCACAGCACAAUUAUCAUCAUUGUUGUCAUCAUCUUCACCAUCAGUGUCAUCGGCUUCAUCAUUCCCCGGUGUUUGUUCAGCACUGGACAGCUCGUGAACCUCUUUGGCGUCAUUCUCCUUGACUCUUCACAACCCUGCAUGGGAGGCAAACCAAACAUCAUUACUUCUAUUUCAUGGAUGGAAAAAUAGAGACUCAAGAGUGAACGUGCCCUGCCUACACGCAGGGCUAGGACUCAACUCCAACUCAGUUCUCUUCCCAGUGCUGUCCCAGGUGCUUGAGGAAGAAAACGCCUGGGACACCUGGGUCGAGGGCCCUCAGAUUCAGCAGCCAUCAACAUCCCAGUACAGCAGCUAAACAAAGGGCAGUGAAACCCAACUGCUGUCCAGAUUUAGAUGUGCUUACAGUGGGGCAAAUCACAGCCUCUGAAACAGAAGCAGCCCAGGUAACAUCUGAAUAGGAGUCACCUGCUUUGCAAUGUGUGAAUAACACAUUAGAAAUGGUGGCCAUCUGAAAAAUAAGAUUUGGGAAAACAGGAGAGGAAGCUGUGUUAACCUCUCCCACUCAGGCCCUGCUGUGUUGUGUUGCAAGAGAGAGAUGCACAGGGUGACUGAAAGCUGUGGGUGAGAACCUCUGCACGAUAGGGGAAGACUUUAAGGCACAGACCAACAUUGGCAAGGCUGGCGGGGAUGGGAAUGAAAACAUGGGCCCGCUACCUUGCCCCCAGCUCCAGCAGGCUUGCAUCAUCCCAUCCUCCCGGCAGACCUGAAAGAAUGAAGGAGAAAUCCAUUUCACCUUCUAAGAAGUUUUCCCUUACUCAUGCUCUCUGAGCUACUCAACCAAAAGAGUGUCCAGAAACUUUGUUAGACCUGGAGUACUUGAACAUUGUGUCCCUCGAAUCUCAUUUAUAACUUCCGGGCCAGCGCCCUGCUCCUGCGACUCCUGGAGCAGAGCUGUUCCCUGUCUCUUCUUCUGCUAUGUCCAGGAACUGCUGGACCAGGGCUGCUCUCCACCCAUCAAGCUGCCAGGGACACCUUUGUCCAUUCCUUCCAAAGCUAAAGUAUUUGAGGAUGAACUUGUAGAAAUAAUAGUCCUGACACAAAUAGUUAAGCCUCCCAUAGAGGGACACCAUAUACAUCUAUGAUAAUCUCCUAGAGAUGCUUGUUUGCUGAAAUAUAGUUAAUAUAUUUUAAGAUAUAUACUCUUUUUUGCAUAGGACUAGAACCAAACAAGGCACCAAAUGCCCCUUGAGAUCCAAUGUUCUUUCUAAUGAGACUAUUUAGUCCCCAUUAAUGGCAAACUUUUCUGAGUAGGACAUGUGGCUUUUAAAGAACAGAUGCUUCUCCAGCUACUAAGAGGUCCCCAGUUAACUAAAGCACAAUGAGGAAACUUCCCUUCUGCCAAGGAAUUACUUUUUUCCCCCACCUCCACUACCAGCAUCUUCUAUAGGCUACCAGAAGCAAGCUUCUAGAGGAAAUCUAGAAGUCCUGGCUAAAACUGUUCCCACACACUGCUGACCAAGAACCCAUGAUGGUGAGCCUACAAGGCUUCAUUAAGAUUUUUCCAGACUAGUUAACAUGUAAGUGUUGGGGUAUCUCUAAGACCAUGUGUAUGUUCAUGAGGUUCCAUGUAGUUUGUGUAUCUACUGAUAUGGGGCCAAUCUCUCUGGAACUUGAUUUCUCUGACACAGUCUAUUCAGCCAUCUGUUUAUUGUAUUGUUUGGUACACUAAUAUGGAAUCCCAUCAAGGUUGGGGUAGGGAUAGCUGCUCAGAAAAUAUACAGAGAGAGAGAGAGAGAGAGAGAGAGAGAGAGAGAGAGAGAGAGAGAGAGAGAGAGGUGACUGAGGCAGCCUAAUGACAGCCUGACUGCUUCCCGCCACUCUCUAUCCCUCAGAGACUUGUCCUUGUCACAGAAGCUUCCUUCAUGCUGGGCCUGAGAAUAUCAAAGUUUAGUUAACUAAUAGGGCUGUGAUGGUCAAAGUCUAGACAAAGAAAAUUGUUCUGUAGAAAAGGCCCCACAUCUGCACCACACCAGUCUGUACUAAUUGCUUCUGGUCACCCUCAGACAAACCCUCAUCUGUUCUCCAUCCCUAUAGGGAUUCCCAGAGAACCCUACAGAAAUAGGUCCCCAGAGUUGCUAUAGAUUUUGCUGGAUCCUUUCAAGGAGGCUGGUGUAUGGAAUUUAAACAGACCGAAAUAGGUAUUUCUCUUCAUCCGUUAGGAAAGACCUACAGCCCCUAUUUUCCCUAUAGAUGUCUUCGUUGAUAUUGCUCUGACAUCCUUUCUAGCUCUCGAAGAACAUAAGGAGACACCUUUCUCCAUUCCUCCCAAAGCUAGAGAAACUUGUCUGCUCUCCCCACCCCAGAAGGACGCAAAGGAGAAAUGAAGUAAGGAAGUCAGGCAAGGUCUUGCGUAAAUCACCAUUAUGUUUGCCACAGCACUGGAUGGAGAGAUCUGCACCCACAGAGCUCUCCAUUUUUCUAGCACUGUCCUGUGGAGUGCUGAUGUCUGGGGGGUGGGAGGGUUAGGGAGGGGUGGGGAG
Messenger RNA from Hipposideros armiger (great roundleaf bat), 5833 nucleotides. It is a transcript of the gene LRRC55, whose product is annotated as leucine rich repeat containing 55. NCBI's taxonomy places the organism in Eukaryota, Metazoa, Chordata, Mammalia, Chiroptera, Hipposideridae. The transcript has 4 exons. Gene Ontology annotation, molecular function: transmembrane transporter binding; potassium channel activator activity; voltage-gated potassium channel activity. Gene Ontology annotation, cellular component: voltage-gated potassium channel complex. The coding region runs from base 849 to 1805 and encodes 318 amino acids. The record is from RefSeq and is a predicted model, not a curated record.